AUUUUGAAAUUUAAACAUGAGUGAUACAAUUCUUGAAAGGCGAGUUAUUCUGAUUGGGAAAACCGGAUGUGGUAAAAGUUCUACCGGAAAUACACUGUUGAGGACGAAGAAUUUUUCAUCAAAAAGGGGUUUCAAAGCUAGAACAAACGAAUGUUUAGUUGAUAUAGGGAAUGUGGAAUUCGGACAUUUGAAUUAUGAAUACACUGUUGUUGACACACCGGGGUUUUUUGACACCGAAACGCCACUUGCAAAGACGGCGCUCAUGAUUCAGUCUUCAGCUACGACAUAUUGCCCAAACCCACAUGCCUUUCUUCUCGUAUUCACAGCCGGACGAUUUACCCACGAAGACAACUAUACAGUGGAUAUGUUGCGAGUCAUUUUUGGCGACAAGAUAUGGGAGCAUAUUAUAGUUGUGGUAACGCAUGGGGACGAUUUCAUAUCAGAUGAAGAUUUGAGGACACAAGUACGUGAACACACAACCCUUUCUGAAAUUGUCAAGAAGUGCGGAAACAGACUUUUUAGAAUUGAGAAUUUUGCAACUCAAACCAAACCUGCGCCGGAGAAAAUAUUCAAAGCCAUUGAAUUGUUAUGUAAAAAUGGGACUCACCGUUAUUCUUAUGCAUACAAGCAUUGUCACGAAAAAGAGUUAAGAGAUCAUAUCUCUAAUUACAAAGGGUCUAAGGACAUUGCAUCUCAGCUUGAGGCACUCAAGAAAAAUAUCGGAAGGUGGAUACCUGGCUGGAAAUCAGUUUGUUUAGGAGUUGCCGCCGGCAGAGCUAGGUUUUUGAUUUCAACAAGGGCUGUAGCAGGGGCCGCGGCAGGCGCAACAGCAUGGGUUACCACAAACGCGGCGACUGUGGCCACUUCCGUAGGGGGUGCUUUAUCUGGUGCACUUAAAAAUUUCAAAUCCCGCUAACGAUAUGAUUAUGCGUAUUUAAGUUGCUGUAAUGAUACUAAACAUAACAGAAGAACUGCGUUGGUGUCACCACCUAGUUUGUUUCCAUAAUUUAAAAGCUUUAACUAUAGUGUAAAGAAGACUCUACAACCUCUACGCGUUAUCAAAACAGGGAUAUAUAAUAAUUGACAACUCGCAUGAAUCAUUUAUUAAAAGUGUCUUCCUUUAAAAACGAUCGUUGGUGACAGAAAAAAAGCUGUUUGGACACCUUAAGCAAUUGAAGAUUGAUGCGAACUUUCGAAGAAACAGUUGGAUGUUAAUAACAGUUUGAUACGUAUAACUCAUAGUUAUAUGUUUUUAUUGCAUGCCAUUUAACCUUUAACAUCGUGCAGUAUAUAUAUCUAAUUUGAAAAUGUAACUUAGUAUUUUUGAUAUUCAUUUCAUUAUAAUACGUUGUAUUUGCUCUUCUAAUUCAA
Molecule: messenger RNA, 1371 nt
Organism: Mya arenaria
Lineage: Eukaryota; Metazoa; Mollusca; Bivalvia; Myida; Myidae
Product: GTPase IMAP family member 7-like
Exons: 1
Coding region: 17-916 (299 amino acids)
Molecular function (GO): GTP binding
Source: RefSeq, a predicted model, not a curated record